AUGGCGCGCUGGCUGCCGCUGGUGUGGCUGCUGGGGCUGCUCCCGGGCGCUGCCCCCGCCCCGCCCCGCCGAGACGCCGGCGCGCAGGCCUGGGCGCCCGCGGCCCCGGAGCUGCUGCGGCGGCCCGUCCGCUUCGCGCUGGACACGUACAGCCGCGGCCUGGCCGCCGGGGCGCGCGUCGUGCCGGGCGCCGUGAGCGGCCGCGUCCGCCGGGCCGGCCGGGGGGCGCUGUACUCUCUGGAGGUGACGCUGGAGGAGCUGCCCUGCAAGGACCCCGCGGCGUGCCAGCUCCCGGUGCCUCAGAGAACCCUGCUCUGCAGCUUUGAAGUCCUCUCGGAGCAAGGGAAGCACGAGUUGCUGAAGCAGCACUGUGGCCCAGUGGAUGCCGAGAUCAAAGGGGACAACAAUGAGACGCUCAGUCCAUUCCUCCCGCUGUUGGACAGCGACCCUCUACCCCAGGACUUUUAUGUGAAAAUGGCUUCGCUCUUCAAGGACUUCAUCACUACCUAUAACCGGACAUACGAGACCGAGGAGGAAGCCCAGUGGCGCAUGUCCGUCUUUAUCAACAACAUGAUACGAGCACAGAAGAUCCAGGCCCUGGACCGUGGCACAGCUCAGUAUGGAGUCACCAAGUUCAGUGACCUCACAGAAGAGGAAUUCCGCACCUUCUACCUGAAUCCCCUCCUCAAAGGGGGGCCUGGCAAGAAGAUGCGCCUCGUCAAGUCCGUUGGCGACCCUGCCCCACCCGAGUGGGACUGGAGGAAAAAAGGGGCGGUCACCAAAGUCAAGAACCAGGGCAUGUGUGGUUCUUGCUGGGCCUUCUCAGUUACAGGCAACGUGGAGGGCCAGUGGUUCCUGAAACGGGGGGACCUACUCUCCCUCUCGGAGCAGGAGCUCGUGGACUGUGACAGAGUGGACAAGGCCUGCAUGGGCGGCUUGCCCUCCAACGCCUAUUCGGCCAUAAAGACUUUGGGAGGGCUGGAGACGGAGGAUGACUACAGCUACAGUGGCCACCUGCAGACCUGCAGCUUCUCUGCAGACAAGGUCAAGGUUUACAUCAAUGAUUCGGUAGAGCUAAGCCACGAUGAGCAAGAGCUGGCAGCCUGGCUGGCCACGAACGGCCCCAUCUCCAUUGCCAUCAACGCCUUCGGCAUGCAGUUCUACCGCCACGGAAUCUCCCGCCCCCUGAGGCUUCUCUGCAGCCCCUGGUUCAUUGACCACGCUGUGCUGCUUGUGGGCUACGGCAACCGCUCUGACGUUCCCUUCUGGGCCAUCAAGAACAGCUGGGGCACUGACUGGGGUGAGGAGGGCUACUACUACUUGCAUCGUGGGUCUGGGGCCUGUGGUGUGAAUGCCAUGGCCAGCUCAGCAAUAGUGAACUGA
Molecule: messenger RNA, 1383 nt
Organism: Pipistrellus nathusii (Nathusius's pipistrelle)
Lineage: Eukaryota; Metazoa; Chordata; Mammalia; Chiroptera; Vespertilionidae
Source: the annotation of a GenBank genome assembly